GUAGGUGACAUUCCAGAACUAUUUGGUUUGAAUAUUGAAGGUCGUGAGAUCAACCUUAACCAGAAGAAGAGAAAAGGGGAUUCUUACUUCAUUAAAAGACGAUUCCCUGGAGUGAAAAGGUUGUCCAAGGUGAUCCUGGAGCAACUAAUCAAAGAUGUAUCUAACACUAUUACGCUUGGCAUUUUUGAAAGAUAAGGGUAAAUCAAUUAUUAAGAGCAAGAUGAUAUGGAAACAUGUGAAAAGAGAAGGGCAAGUGAGUCUAUUUACGUUCAAUGUAUCAAACAAAGACAGGGACUUUCUUACCUGGUUGGGAAGGAAUAAUGUUCAUCAUUUCCCUAUUAUUUCAAGCAAGGAAUGUCCUAAACAAGAUCCUUCCAGUGUGGACAGCGGGAUUGCUGUGACGUACAUUAUCAAGCGAUUAUCGGAAGGUCUUGAAUUAGAGUCUACCUUUAAAAAAGGUGCCAUGACUCAGCAGAGAGCACAUGUUUUGGGAAGGUUCUUAAGUGACAACAAUGACGGUUAGGCUCAUCUUUGUGAAAGGAGUUUGGGAGGGACAAGAAUGCCAUUUGGAAGGCCUUUCAUCAGUUUUUAUGUCUUUUCUGGAAUGUUAAUGAUUGUGGAUGCUUAAAGUGAUCUUAUAUGUAUUUUUUUGCAAUGUUUGAGAAUUUGUAUGAUUAAAGUGUGUUUCUUAAAACACGAUGGAUCGUGUGGAAAUCAUUUUAUUUCUGAAUAAAUUUUUUUUUAUGCACAAUUAAACAGGGUUAAUGGGGUGAAUAGGGUUGUCUUUACGUUGGAGGCAAUAUUAUGGGAAAGUCUGGUAGUUUGUGAUUUCCCCUGGGCAUAAGGGGGGAGGGUCGUGAAGUAGUUUCAUAUAGUAUAGGUAGCAAAAUGCAUUUCCUGAAACCGGAGUUAUAUGUGCAUAAGGCAUUCGCUGGACGAUUUACGUACAA
This is a messenger RNA of Rosa rugosa (rugosa rose), 950 nucleotides long. RefSeq lists its product as uncharacterized. The record is from RefSeq and is a predicted model, not a curated record. Lineage: Eukaryota; Viridiplantae; Streptophyta; Magnoliopsida; Rosales; Rosaceae. The transcript has 2 exons. The coding region runs from base 155 to 523 and encodes 122 amino acids.